Messenger RNA from Cyprinus carpio (common carp), 3625 nucleotides. RefSeq names its product hook microtubule-tethering protein 1. Gene Ontology annotation, biological process: cytoskeleton-dependent intracellular transport; cytoplasmic microtubule organization. Gene Ontology annotation, molecular function: microtubule binding; dynein light intermediate chain binding. The record is from RefSeq and is a predicted model, not a curated record. Gene Ontology annotation, cellular component: cytoplasm; centrosome. Lineage: Eukaryota; Metazoa; Chordata; Actinopteri; Cypriniformes; Cyprinidae.
UAGACGUGAACGUAGCGCUGCUGAGCGCUGGGCAAAUACACACGCAGGUGGGGAGGGGAAGCGCAUUGUUGACAGGUGGACGGAAAUAUUUGUCCGAUCGCACAGAGGAGAUAUGGAUUUAAAUAAAACGGUGCUGUGCGAGAGCCUGAUUAUUUGGCUGCAAACCUUCAAAACCGCAGGCCCCUGUAAGACAGUGGAGGAUCUGACCUCAGGGGCAGCCAUGUCUCAGGCCCUGCAUCAGAUAGAUCCUUCAUGGUUCAGUGAGAGCUGGCUGGCCCGCAUUAAAGAGGAUGUUGGAGAUAAUGUGAGACUCAAGAUGAACAACCUCAAAAAGAUCCUGCAGAUGAUGGUUGAUUAUUAUAAUGAGGUUUUGGCUCAAAAGAUGACAGAAUUCCCUCUGCCUGAUCUGGUGCGUGUGGUAGAGCAGUUUGAUCAGGUAGAGCUGGGACGCCUCCUACAGCUCAUCCUGGGGUGUGCAGUCAAAUGUGACAGGAAGCAAGAGUAUAUCCAGAUAAUCAUGACCUUGGAGGAAUCUGUACAGCAUGUGGUGAUGACUGCUAUUCAGGAGCUUAUGAGCAAGGAGACUGUGUCUCAGUUAGGAACAGAACAUCUUGGAGAUUUUGAAGAACAGUUAAAAAAAGCCUUGGAGGAUCUGACUGAAGUCAUGGCAGAGAAAGAAGAGCUGGCACAGCGCUGUCAGGAGCUCGACGUGCAGGUGACAAUGCUACAGGAGGAAAGGAACAGCCUCCUGGCAGAAAAUGACCUCUUGACUGAUCGAUCCAGUCAGCUUGAUACGUUUGAUAACCCCAGCACUCCAUCAGGGAGGAAGCACAGCCAACUACAACUACAGCUAGAACAGCUUCAGGAGGAGAACUUCAGACUCGAGGCAGCUAAAGAUGAUUACCGCAUCCACUGUGAAGAGCUGGAGAAACAACUAGUGGAGCUUCAGCAUCGUAAUGAUGAACUGACCAGCCUGGCUGAGGAGUCACGAGCGCUUAAAGAUGAAUUAGACAUAUUAAGGAGCUGCUCUGACCGGGCAGUCAAGCUAGAGGCCUCUGUUGAGACGUACAGGAAGAAGUUAGAAGAUCUAGGUGACCUCAGACGGCAAAUGAGAGUUCUGGAGGAGAAGAAUAUGACCUAUAUGCAUAACACAGUCAGCCUUGAAGAGGAGCUACGCAAGGCUAAUGCUGCAAGAGCUCAAUUAGAGACAUACAAGAGACAGGGUCAGGAGCUCCACAGUAAACUGUCUGAUGAGUCCCGCAGGGGUGAUAACCUGGCGUUCGAGAUGAAGAAAUUUCAGGAGAAAUAUGAUGCUUUACUAAAGGAGAAAGAGAGGAUCAGCAUUGAGCGGGACACUCUCAGAGAGAUUAAUGAAGAGCUGCGUUGCACACAGGCCCAACAGGACCAGCUGUUACAAGCAGGAAAGUAUCAAACAGGAAGUCCAAGCCAUGAUAACCUGGCAGCUGAGAUGUUGCCCAUUGAGUACAGGGAGAAGUUAAUCCGUCUGCAGCAUGAGAACAAGAUGUUGCGGCUGCAGCAGGAGGCGCCAGAGAACGAGCGCAUAACUGAGCUGCAGGAGCAGCUGGAGGAGGCCCGGCGCGCACGCAGCCAACUGGACACUGAGAACAGGUUAAACAGAGAAAGAAUUAGUGAGCUCCAGCAGCAGGUAGAGGAUCUGCAGAAGGCCUUGCAGACACAAGGAACCAAACCUGAAGAUUCACACAUUAACAUCUGAAGAAGGAAGUUGGAUGCCCAUAUGGUGCGACUGAAUAAGGCACAAGAUGAAAUCAUGAAGAAGAAAGAGCUGUUGGAGGACCUUCAGCCAGACGCUACUCAAACCAGUGUGAAGAUGGAUGAGCUGGCGGCAGCGCUGAAGAAGAAAGAUGAGGACAUGAGGGCGAUGGAGGAACGAUACAAGAUGUACCUGGAGAAAGCCCGUGAUGUGAUUCGAGCUCUGGAUCCUAAGCUAAACCCAGCCUCAGCAGAGAUUCAGUCACUGAAAGCGCUGCUCUCUGAGAAAGAGAAGAGGAUCAUUGCUCUGGAGCGGGAGUGUGAGCAGGCCAAACUGAGGGAAUAUGAGGAGAAGUUAAUUGUGACAGCUUGGAAUAAUAAGAGUUUGAAUUUCCAGAAGAUGGCAAUCGAGUCACGGCUUAGCGGGCGAUCCAACUCUCUAGUGCCGCCCGGCCAGUCCUUCCUGGCUCAGCAGCGGCAGGUGACCAACGCCCGGCGCAACAUGUCAAUCAACGUGCCUGCCCCUUCUUCCAAGUAACCUUGUCCUGAGUACCUCCCCAACUUCCUGCUCUUCUCCUCCUUCCCCUCACAUGUACACUCAAGUGACCUUAAGUACACUUCUAAACAAGGGGACAAGCAUGCCAUGAUGAACAUUAGCAUGUCCCCAUGUGCUCUUUCUCCACAGUUACACAUGUAUAAUAAUGUACAUAAGGGGCUGAAAUCUGAUGAAAGUUAUUCAUUCAGCACACUAUGAUGUACACUAGCAGUCUUUCACUUUCAGUACUAAACAACCACCUAUAACAGUCUGCAGCAGGGUCAUUUCUGAACCAGCAUCCAUACUAAAGGUCACAGGUCCAUUCUUGUCAGGCUCACUCAGAUUGUGCAGGAACAAAUGCAUUCAAUGCGUCCUGUAAUGGUAGCAUGCAUGCUUUUGCUAGAAAUGACUUCCAACUAUACACUAUGCAGCCAUGGAAUAUAAUUGUAAUCACGCAGGUAUGUCUUAUAAAACAUUGAAAGUAUAUGCAGACUACACAUUUUGCCCUAACCAAUCAAACUAUGUAGAUCAGGAUGAUGAUGUAUUUGGUGCUGGACACCAGAUUUCUUAGUUUGUUCCUAUUACAAUGACUUUCUCAAACAACAACAACAACAUAUAUCGAAACUACAUUAGUAUAUACAUUAAAAAAGACAUGCAUAUAAUCACUCUAAUUGAUUAAAUCUGAAUCCAGGUACUUCAUUCAGCCGGUUAUGGUAUUUUAUAUUCAGUUGACUGUGAUAGGACUCUUGCAUGCUCUUUUAACAAGCAGAAGGGCCUUUUUUAAUGUGUCCUGUCUGUGAAAAGACCUCAAGUUUCAGGAUUUGAACACCAGCACAGAAUUAUAGCAGGCCAUAGGAAACAGCUGUGACUGCUUUGAAUGUGUUGUAUGCCACUCAUUAAAAAUACAUGCGUGACUUGUGAAACAUAGCUGCAUUGUGAAAUGGCUUUUGCUGUAUUGUGAAAAUCUGCCCCUGCUUAGGUUGACCAAGCUGUCUGCUAAUAGACUAGCUGUUGCAUUUGAAAUAAAACACACUCUGUUUGUGUUGGGAGAUGAUAUUAAUUUUAAAUAAUAAGGUUAAUCAUUACGGUUCUGAUUUGUCUUUUCCGGUGUUUUAUUCUACUAGGCUUUUUGGCCUGUGAUGGUAAAUGCUAAUGUUUUUUGAAACGCUAAUAUUUAUGUAUGAUGUGUUCAAAGGAAGAACUCUUACAUUUGUGUACUCAAUUUUAUGAGGACUGUCAUUGUUUGUGUGAGAUGAUAAAUAAUAAGAUUGGAUUCAUAUGGUGUUAGAGUAAUACUUGGAGUUAAAGAGCACUUGCAGCCUUCAUUUACUUGUGAUGAAUAAACACAGGUUUGCAAUA